Sitodiplosis mosellana (orange wheat blossom midge) is the source of this 1157-nucleotide messenger RNA. RefSeq names its product pancreatic lipase-related protein 2-like. The transcript is spliced from 5 exons. Gene Ontology annotation, molecular function: lipase activity. Gene Ontology annotation, biological process: lipid metabolic process. NCBI's taxonomy places the organism in Eukaryota, Metazoa, Arthropoda, Insecta, Diptera, Cecidomyiidae. The coding region runs from base 73 to 855 and encodes 260 amino acids. The record is from RefSeq and is a predicted model, not a curated record.
CAAGUACUACUUUUUUUUAAUCAUUGUCUCACUGCAAACGCAACAGCUGCCAAUUCAAAUGGAUCGGUUUCGAUGCCAGUGCGCAAUGGAACAAUUCCACGUGUUAAUUUAGAUGUGACGUUUGAAUUGUACACUUUGAAGAAUAAAGACACAGCGCAAAUUCUUUCGAUAGAUAACAUUACGUCGAUCACCAAAUUGAACUUCAAUAAAAAUGUGCCCAUACGCUUCGUAAUUCACGGAUUUCUCGAAUAUAAUGGAAAAUUGAAACGAAUCAUCAAUGAUGCUUAUCUAUCGAAAGCUAAAGUAAACGCAAAUUUGAUUGUUGUCAACUGGGAAAAAUUGUCACAAUCAAUUAAUUAUAUUGUAGUUAGUAACCGGGUAAAAUCGAUUGGUGUCCAAGUUGCUGCUAUGAUUGAUUACAUGGUGAACAAUCAUCUCGUUUUCAUCAAUCACAUCACUUUAAUUGGAUUCUCGUUGGGUGCUCAUGUUGCCGGAAUUGCUGGAAAGCAUGUGAAAUCCGGAAAAUUGUCAAAAAUAAUCGGUUUAGAUCCGGCCGGUCCACUGUUCUCCGUGGAUAAACCUCAUGAGCGAUUGGAUAGUGAGGAUGCAAAAUAUGUCGAAGUCAUUCACACCAACGGCGCAUUCUUAGGAAUGCACUAUCCAAUUGGAACGGUUGAUUUCUAUCCAAAUAACGGAUUGAAACAACCCAGCUGCUCGUGGGAUUUAACUGGCAAAUGCUCGCACUGGUGUGCAUUCAAAUAUUUCGCUGAAAGUAUCUACUCACCUACCAAAUUCUACGGAUAUCCAUGCGCCUCAUUCGAUUAUAUGAAAAAAGGAAAUUGCAAAGGUGCCUAAUUGCGAAUGGGUGGCGAGCCGGGCAAUUACAAGGCCGAAGCCAGCAUUUACUACUUGACUACAAAUUCGAAGUCGGUUUUUGGCCGCCGUCAACCAAACUAAACAGGUGAAUGCUCUUGAUCAUUCCAAGAAAUGCACGAUGAAUAGUCUUUUUAAGAAAACUUGACUUCAGUGUAUAAUCAAAAGUUUUAUCAUCGGAACACACACACUUACCAUCAAACAUGAAAUAGGUGCCAAAUAUCUGUGCAUAAUAAGUUUUGAUUCAUUUUAAACCAAAGUUGUUGUAUACGAUUAUUGUAAUA